Molecule: messenger RNA, 1659 nt
Organism: Durio zibethinus
Lineage: Eukaryota; Viridiplantae; Streptophyta; Magnoliopsida; Malvales; Malvaceae
Product: Xanthine/uracil permease family protein
Biological process (GO): transmembrane transport
Cellular component (GO): membrane
Molecular function (GO): transmembrane transporter activity
Source: RefSeq, a predicted model, not a curated record
AUUGUAACAAUGGUAAUGGUGCUGCUAUGAAUAAGGUGCCACAACCACACUCAGUCAAGGAGCAAUUGCCUGGAAUUCAGUAUUGCAUUAACAGUCCUCCUCCAUGGCCUGAAGCAAUUGUAUUGGGGUUCCAGCAUUAUCUACUGACUCUUGGCAUCACUGUUUUGAUACCAAGCAUAAUUGUUCCUCAAAUGGGCGGUGGAAAUGCUGAGAAGGCAACAGUGAUGCAGAACUUACUUUUUGUUUCAGGUUUAAGCACACUUUUUCAAUCCUUAUUAGGAACCCGACUCCCCACAGCGGUAGUAGGUUCAUAUGCUUAUUUGAUUCCUGUUACUUCUAUUAUCCAAGCAAGCAGAUACAAUUCUUAUUCAGAUCCUUACGAGCGGUUUGUACGGACAAUGAGAGGGAUACAAGGUGCACUCAUAGUUGCCGCAUGUUUCCAAAGUGCAAUGGGAUUUCUAGGAUUAUGGAGAAAUGCUGUGAGGUUCCUUAGCCCUCUGUCUGUUGUUCCAUAUGUGACUUUUACUGGACUUGGACUUUAUUAUCUUGGCUUCCCCAUGCUUGCAAAAUGUGUAGAAGUUGGCCUUCCGGGCAUCAUUUUCAUGGUUUUCAUUUCACAGUAUCUUCCUCGUUAUAUAGAAUCAAAGCAGCCCAUCUGUGACAGAUUUGCUGUCCUUUUCUCUGUUGCAAUUACAUGGUUAUUUGCUCAACUUCUAACCUCAACUACUGUGUACAAACACAAACCUGAGAACACUCAGAUUAGCUGCCGCACUGAUCGCGCCGGACUCAUUAGCACAGCUCCUUGGAUAUAUAUUCCUUAUCCCUUUCGAUGGGGAAGCCCCACCUUUAAUGCUGGAGAAGCCUUUGCAAUGAUGGCUCCUGCUUUUGUAUCUCUCUUUGAGUCAACUGGAACAUUCUUUGCAGCUGCAAGAUAUGGAAGUGCGACACCCGUGCCACCUUCUGUUAUUAGCCGUGGUACUGGUUGGCUGGGAAUAGGGGUUUUGCUCAAUGGCUUGCUUGGUUCUGUUACUGGCACUACUGCAUCAGUUGAAAAUGUAGGCCUGUUGGCAUUGACAAGAGUUGGAAGCCGCAGAGUGAUUCAAAUAUCAGCUGGGUUUAUGAUUUUCUUCUCUGUAUUUGCAAAAUUUGGAGCUUUUUUCGCUUCGAUACCACUACCGAUUGUAGCAGCUUUAUACUGUGUUCUCUUUUGCUUUGUCUCUUCUGCUGGUCUUAGCUUUCUGCAAUUCUGUAACCUGAACAGUUUCCAAACAAAAUUCAUAUUAGGCUUCUCUUUCUUCAUGGGUUUAUCAGUUCCACAGUACUUUAGAGAAUAUUAUCAAGGCGGUUGGAGAUCAGCUCAACCUACUGGUUGGUUCAGUGACAUAGUGCUUGUGAUCUUCAUGUCUCAUACAACAGUUGCUGCUUUGGUUGCUUUGUUCUUUGAUUUAACCCUUUCUCGAGAAAAUGAUGAAUCGAAAAGAGACAGUGGCUUGAAGUGGUGGGAGAAAUUUAGCUUAUACAAAUCAGAUGUUAGGAAUGAUGAAUUCUAUGCAUUACCCUGCAGCCUCAACAAGCUUUUCCCAGCUCUUUAACCCUUGAAACUAAAUAUUCACAACAUGUUCUUAACCUCAUUUAAGAAAAUAAAAAAAGAGUAAACUG